CGUGAGUAAGUGCACGACGGGUGGUCAGCUGUGAUCGGCAAUGGUUUCCCCUCACCGGGACGCCCUGCCCGGUGAGGGGAAAUCACCUGGUGGGAUGACAGAGAGUGAAGUCUUCAACUUGAAAGCCUUUUUCUAACUAAUAUAUAUCCCCCCCCUUCCCUCAACGGUAAACUAUACGUGCGAUUAAUCUUAAAUCCAUUUCGUACGAAAUAUUUGGCGAAGAGGUUGGAGAGAGAUCAACUGUUUUGCGGUUCGUGUUCAUGUUGAGGUGUCAUGCUUUCGCAGGCAGCAGUCGGCGCUUCCGGGAUGCAAAAAUUGUCCUUCCAUCGAAAUAGUUUGAGUUAUCGUCAUGAAAAGACGAUACCCUACGUUUGUUAUUCUACAAAACAAGAGGGAUGUUGUUAACCUACCAACCGGUCCUGAUUCCUUUUUACCACACAAACACGGAGCGGUGACUAUACCCAAGUCAGCUCAUACGUCUGGAUGGACGUACACGUUACACGAGAGAAGACCCGUGUAAACAACCCUAAAGUCAAACGAUAUUCGGACAACAUUCCGUUUCACCCAUCAACGCCUCCUACCCGGAGUGGGGUGGCGUACAAGUUCGUUUAGCAACAGAGUCUCGAAGAUUGGGGCCUCUUGUUUUGAUCGCAUAUAAAUAGCUGAGCGAGAAUUGACCAUGUUCACCUGUGCUUUAGUCGCUGCCUUUUGGCUUUUGAUGGUGGCACCGAUCGACCAGAUCCACGGAUCACCUAGUGGAGCACCGACUGCUGCCUGCGAAAGCAUGACACCUGGCCAUGGAUACGAUGCUCAAAGCAAUUCGUCUCCCUUCAACACUGAAAUUCCGGCCGGAAUGAUUGCCUUCAUGGAUGAUCCUGUGCAUCUGGAACUUCGUGCUUCGUCUGGAACCUAUUUCAAAGGUUUUCUUAUAAUGGCAUUUGAUAAGGACGACAAUUCUGCCACUCCCAGACCGAUUGGUACCUUCAAACUGAUCGAAGGCAGCGAUGGUCAAUUAAUGAACUGCGGCAGUGGCACGAUGAACGCAGUCACGCACACGAAUAACGUCGGGAAGAAUCUAGUGAGGGUCGACUGGCAACCACCGAAAUAUUACAUGGGCACAGCCAUUUUCAGGACCACUUAUGUGCAAGACGUUAGCACCUACUGGGUCAAGACGGAAUCCAUAACUGUGACGUUCGUCAUGCCGGACGGAAGCACCCACGACCCUAUGAUGACUAUGAGAGCCGAUAAAAUGCGAUUCCUUUUGUAAUGAGCCUUUUACCUGAGCUGGCCAAAUAAAAUUAUGAAUAGAA
Daphnia magna is the source of this 1310-nucleotide messenger RNA. Its product is annotated as putative defense protein 3. The transcript is spliced from 9 exons. Bases 680 to 1267 code for a protein of 195 amino acids. Gene Ontology annotation, molecular function: oxidoreductase activity, acting on metal ions. The record is from RefSeq and is a predicted model, not a curated record. NCBI's taxonomy places the organism in Eukaryota, Metazoa, Arthropoda, Branchiopoda, Diplostraca, Daphniidae.